Molecule: messenger RNA, 1239 nt
Organism: Frieseomelitta varia
Lineage: Eukaryota; Metazoa; Arthropoda; Insecta; Hymenoptera; Apidae
Exons: 6
Coding region: 350-1195 (281 amino acids)
Source: RefSeq, a predicted model, not a curated record
UCUUAAACGUUAUGCAGAACGAAACGUUAUUAAAUCGGGUAUGAAGUUUAUUGUUAGUAUAUAAAGUUUAUUUUAUAGUAUAAGUCUGAUUUAAUACUUUUAUUUUGAUAUUCAUUAUAUGAAGACAAGUAAAUAAUCAGUAAUAGAUUCAACUCGUAACUAUGGUCACGGAAAACUAAUGAAUUUGGUUAUGUGUCUAUAUAUACUACAUAUACGUAUUUUAUCACACGUUUAAUUUUAACUCGCGAGCGAUCGUAUAUAUACGUGUUCAAAUUAAUGGAUUACAUUUCAUAUAAUUGCACAAUUAAUUUCAAGAAGGAAAUAUAUAUUAAUUUUAAAUUCGGACCAAAUGGAUGGAUGUUUCCGGAUACUGACAAGAAAGUAUUCGAAUGUUGGAGCUCAAGAAACAACUGAACAAGAAUUUUAUUUACGAAGAAAGAUAUUAAUUGAAAAAAUUGAGUUACUUUGUUCUUUGAUCGAGACUAAUGCAAAACUAAUACCUUUAGAGAAAGAAAUAAUCUGGAACAAUGAAUUGUGCGAUUUUGAAAAAAACAUUGAAAAAGUUAAACUCGAAAUGACACAGUCGGAGAUUUUACUUCAAAAUGAGAAUUCAAAUUUGAAUCAAUUUCGGCGAAAUGUUGAAUUAAAUUGGAGAACAACAAAAUUCGCAAAGAAAAAUAUCGAAGAAAACUUGAAACAAAAAAUAAAAAUACGAACAGCGGAAUUUUCAUCGAUGUUAUUAGUUUCAAAUUUGAAGAACAAAGCGCGGAAAAAAUCUAUAGAAACAGAAAUUGAAUGGUUCAAUCUUCGCUUAAAGUCUCUUGACGAAAUAUAUUGUCUGAGAAUGAACGCUUUAUGCCACGAACGCUACAGAAUGAGAAAACGACAUUUGGAUCAAUUUGAAAAAUACGAUAAGAAUAUUGGAUCACUUUAUGCAUGCAAAGUUAGUCUUUUAUUGAAAAAGAACUAUACCAACGAAGAAUAUAUCAUUAUUCAGGAUCAACUUCUUAUCCAACGUAGUUUGUACGAAAGAGUAAAGGAGGAAAUCGAGGUGAAUACAAAAAAAAUUUUUUUAGCAAAUGUAGAAUAUUUUCGUCGAAAUCACGCGGCAAAAAUUAUUCAACGAAAUUGGAAAUUAUAUUGUACGCGUGUGCCUUCGAAAAAAAGAAAAAGUAGAAAAUUGACAAGCAGUUGAAAAGAUUUCUACAUUUUCCGGACAGGUAUAAAACAUUUCGUAUU